AUGUCGAAGAAGACUGAUCCGACGAUGGGUGGUCUCGACGCCCUCGUAGCGGCAGCUUCUUCCGUUGCUGGUCAAGGUAAAAAUAGAGUUAAUAGGGGUAUAACAUCGGAUAUGAUAGAUCCUGCAUUACAAAACUCUGAUUCUUCAGAUGUAGCAGAUGCUAUGUCUUCCUUUCUGUCCAAUCCGGCCGUGGUCCAACUGAUAGCUGAAUACAACGCUAAAAAACAACAUCGCCAUGUUAGUUUGUAUACUCAACUAUUAUCAGGAUCAGCUAUCCCAAAUAAUACACCCGAUACACCUAUACAGCAAACCAGAUCAGGUAGGAUAUCCAGACCGCCCGUAUAUCAACCACCUGCAAAUCCUUUACAGCAAUUUUUCGAUCAGUCGCAUAAUCAAGACAUAUCUCAUAAUCUACCUCCCACCUCUACUUCGAUUGCGGGUGAUCAAACUCAACUACAAGCUAUCAAAGAUGCUCUAGAGAAUGUGACUGCAAGCAAUGAAACUGCAGAUGCUGCAAGUUAUGAUGCGUUGUUACAAGCUGUUAAUAACGAUUCGUCGAGUGGAUCAAGAUUCUGGAGAAAUAAUGAUUUAUUACCUAAUUGGACUGGGAUAGAAGCUACGACUUUGGCUCAAGCUGCUGAAACGAUCAUCCCUCAAAGAAACUUGGGACACGGUUUACCGAACGGUAAACCAAUCAGUGAUGGAAGUAGGAAAAGAAGUGCUUCUCUGAUGGAAAGUACAGGUGAUGAAAGUGGUGAUUCACCUGGCGGGAAGAGAUUUAGGGGUGAAGAAGGUGAAGGUUUACCUAUAUGGCCUUUACCUCCAACUGGAAAAGGAGGAAGAAAGAAUAUGCCUAGAGAAGAGUUGUUGGCGAGAAGAAGAGCGAGGAACAGGGUUGCCGCUCAAGAGUCUAGAAAGAAGAAAAAGGAAUUCUUUGGUACUAUUGCCGACAGAUUGAAGGAUCGAGAGCAAAAUUAUGACCAAUUACAUGCACAUUGUCGCAAACUCGAACUAGAAGUCGAAGCGUUGCAAAAAGUCAUUCUCGGUGCUGGACUUGAACUACCAGCAGACAUACCUACACCCAUUGACACGUUACCAGGACCUUCUACCCUUUUACCGUUCACAGACGAUACACCUAUGUCGCUCGACUCGAUCACACCGGGAUCAGACCUACCAUUCCACGAUAUAUUUACGAUAGAUGACAAUGACGCGGACGAUCUAGAUUUCAUACCACCAUCUUCACCUAAACGUGAUUCUGAAUCUGAAGAUUCGGAUGACGAUGAAGAAGAUCCAUUACCGAAAGUGAAAAAAGGCAAACGCCGACAGGGACAGACAAAGGAAACAACAGGUGAUCAUGCACUUCUAGCAGAAGAUGUAGAAGAAGAUCUCUUCCUGCCUAUUGAAGAUGUACCUGUACCACCCAGAGAUGAAGAAGACCAACAUAAAGUGAUGAAACAAGCUAUGAACGAGUUACAUGUUGAUACACCACAACAAUUAAUGGGCGUAAUCAAGAAAAUGGUGGAAACGGCCGGAUACGGUGGGGUUACAGAAGAACAAGUUGGUAUGCUGAGUAAACUGUUGGCUUUAGGUCAGGCUCAAGGUAUGAGUGUUUGGUGA
Molecule: messenger RNA, 1617 nt
Organism: Kwoniella shivajii
Lineage: Eukaryota; Fungi; Basidiomycota; Tremellomycetes; Tremellales; Cryptococcaceae
Exons: 4
Coding region: 1-1617 (538 amino acids)
Biological process (GO): regulation of DNA-templated transcription
Molecular function (GO): DNA-binding transcription factor activity
Source: RefSeq, a predicted model, not a curated record